GUCAUUAGUUACUUCCGGUAUCUAUGCGCAUGAUUGUUUAAAAUGCCAGGAAAUUUGAAAGAUGAAAACAAAUAUAUUAUAUUGACAGCUUAGCAUGAAAUGAUUUAAUGAAAGUAUGACACGACAUAGCAGUGCUGGUAGAAAAUCGGCGGCACCACAAAGAAAUGCUGGAAACAGUUCCCGAAAUAUUCCACCAAAAGACAAUUUAGAUGGAAGUUCACGGAAGAAGAAAAGAUUUAGAGCCGGAACUAGGGCCUUAAUGGAGAUAAGACAGUACCAAAAGACAACCAACCUUCUAAUUAGAAAACUACCUUUUUCAAGAGUGGUGAGAGAAAUUGCCAUGGCUAUUAGUCAUGAACCAUUGAGAUGGAAUGCAAUGGCAAUUUGUGCUUUGCAAGAGGCUGCUGAAGCUUUCAUAGUUCAUUUGUUUGAGGAUGCAAACAUGUGUGCCAUACAUGCUAAACGUGUGACAAUUCAGGUCAAGGACGUAUGGCUGGCAAGAAGAAUACGAGGAGACAUGUAUUUUUAGGCCAGUGUUUAGUUACCAGCAGACCAGCACCAAAGUUUUAUUUAUUGUCAUGAUUAUGUUUCUAGUAUUUUAACAUUUUGCUACAGAUGUGUACUAGAUGAGAGACAAAACUAUUUUUUAAAUCAUUGCAGCGUUUGAAUAUAACAAUAUAACUUUGAUCACACUGAUUUGAUUUAAAUCAAGAAAUGCUCCCUGGUUCAAACUGUAUGUUACAUUUUAGUCUCAAGAGUCAUAUUUUUUUAAGGAUCUUAUGUGGUGUUUAAGGUGAAAUUUUGUUGGCAAGCAUAGAUGAUAGAACUCACUCUAGAAAAUGGCAUUUUUAGAAUAACUUAUUUCAAUAACUUGUUUGACAGGGUGAUAUACAUAUUUUCAAACAUGGACUAUAGGAGACAACUCUAGAACUUUCUAUGACACAUUAGAGAAAGGAAAUAAUGUUAACCUGUCAGACUGUGUCAUUACAUCUUAAAUUUAAUUUGUUAGAAACUGUUUUAAUACAAUUUUUCAUGCUAUGUUUAUAAGAAGAACAAAUACAUAAUUGAGUGAAAACUGUAUUUUAUUUAGAUAACUUUUAUUUUAAAAAUGACCAGCAAUAUAUUUUAUUUUUAACAUUAAUUUUAGUAAACAAAACAUUGAUGAAUUUCUACAUGUUCUAUGUUCAAAUUAUAACAUGUCAGCAUAAUGUUUUUUCAAUGAAAUGAAUGGUCAUUAUCUGGUUUGUUAAUGUUAUUUUUAUGAAUAUGGCAAUAUAAAUAACCUUUUAUUCAUUUUACCAUGCUAUGGUCUUUUAUUGUUUAUAUUGUAGUUAUUUUAAAAAUUCAAAAUAAAAUUGAGAAAGGAAAUGGUGAAUAUGUCAAAGCGACAACCACCCGACCAUAGAGCAAACAACAGCAACAAUGUUUGUAUAACUGUCAGGUUUGUUAAUAAAAGUCAAGUGUAUAGCUUAAUCUCGUAUAGAUGCACAUCUGGUUUAAAAACCAGUUUAUGAUUAAUUUUGUGUUUACUUAUUUAAAUUAUUCAUCCUAAACGUACCUAACUAAAUGCAAGGUUGCCUUUGACCUUGAUGUAGGUCUGUUUAGGGUAGUAUGAAUUGUAAUUUAUAAGAAAUACACGAUAAUAAUGUUGAUAUAAUCUGAAAUAUUUUACUUUAUAAUAAAUUGUGUAUACUUUAGGUUGACAUUUAUAUCUUUGAUUUAGACUAACUUUUAUGUUCCACAGUCACUAAAGGGGGCAUUUGGUGUUAUCAUUAUCCUCUGUAUAAAUGUCCCAAAAUUGGUUUCCAUUCUUAAACUUUAGUUUGCCUCAAACAAAUGUUAUGAUACUUAUACACAAUGCUUAUUACCACAAAAUGCAGAUUGAAUUUGGGUGGUUACUUUUAUCAUUCUAAAAUUAUGUCCCUUUAUAAUGUCAUAUGGCUUAUGCAAUUAGAGGCAUCAUCUGUGUUCCAAAUUGACACAUUCUCCAUUAUUUCUUUUUCAUUUCAUGUUGGAUUUAUAAUACUAAAUCAGCUUACAAUAAUAUUUCAUAAUUUCCAAAUGUGUAAAUGAAUCACUUUUUAUGUUUUGAUCCAUCACAUCUAUUGGUAAUAUCCAUCAAAUCUAUUAUCUACAGGAGAGGUUUAUUAAAUAGGGACUUGCAACUCUUUGAGAAUUAUUUUUCUUAUACUUAUAUUGAUAUAGGACUAAAAAAAACACUAUCUUCUGGACAAACCAGAAAAAAGGUUGAAUAUGAAUUGUCUUCAAAUUUGAUCAAAUAAAUACUAAUGUAGUUUAUAAUCAAAAGAACUGAUACAACAGGGAGACUACAAUAGUAAGAUAUAUGUCUCUUAAGAAUAGACUUUUAUAGAUAUUUUAAAGUUUAGUGGUAAAAUUAUUAUCAAAUGUGAUUGAUAGGAGCUUCGGUUUUUAUGUUUUACAUGUAUAUGUAUGUAAUUUUGAAAUGUAUAUAGAAAUUCAUUUACCUAUGAAAUAAAAUUUAUCAUUUAAAAAUGACAUAACAAA
Molecule: messenger RNA, 2526 nt
Organism: Mytilus trossulus (common blue mussel)
Lineage: Eukaryota; Metazoa; Mollusca; Bivalvia; Mytilida; Mytilidae
Exons: 4
Coding region: 116-529 (137 amino acids)
Cellular component (GO): nucleosome
Molecular function (GO): structural constituent of chromatin; protein heterodimerization activity; DNA binding
Source: RefSeq, a predicted model, not a curated record